CGGCGGGGACGGGCCGGGCUGGGACGGGCGGAGCGUCCUGAGGCUCCCGAGGCUCCCGCCGCCCCCGCUCCAGGUCCCGCCGCCCGCACACCGGCUCCCCGCCGCCACCGGGCCAGGCACCGGCACCAUGUCGGUGGCGGGGCUGAAGAAGCAGUUCUACAAAGCGACCCAGCUGGUCAGCGAGAAGGUCGGAGGGGCCGAAGGGACCAAGCUAGAUGAUGACUUCAAGGAGAUGGAAAAGAAAGUGGACGUGACCAGCAAGGCUGUCACAGAAGUACUGACCAGAACCAUAGAGUACCUCCAGCCCAACCCAGCUUCCAGAGCCAAGCUCACCAUGCUCAACACGAUGUCCAAGAUCCGCGGGCAGGUGAAGAACCCCGGCUACCCCCAGUCCGAGGGGCUGCUGGGGGAGUGCAUGAUCCGCUAUGGGAAGGAGCUGGGAGAGGAUUCCAACUUUGGGGACGCGCUCCUCGACGCCGGCGAAUCCAUGAAGCGCCUGGCGGAGGUGAAGGACUCGCUGGACAUCGAGGUCAAACAAAACUUCAUUGACCCCCUGCAGAACCUGUGUGACAAGGACCUGAAAGAGAUCCAGCACCACCUGAAGAAGCUGGAAGGGAGGCGCCUGGACUUCGACUACAAGAAGAAGCGCCAGGGCAAGAUCCCCGACGAGGAGCUGCGGCAGGCCAUGGAGAAGUUUGAGGAGUCCAAGGAAGUGGCAGAGACCAGCAUGCACAACCUCCUGGAGACAGAUAUCGAGCAGGUGAGCCAGCUGUCAGCCCUGGUGGACGCCCAGCUGGAUUACCACAGGCAGGCUGUGCAGAUCCUGGACGAGCUGGCCGAGAAGCUGAAGCGCAGGAUGAGGGAGGCCUCCUCGCGUCCCAAGCGGGAAUACAAACCCAAGCCCAGGGAGACGUACGACUUCAGGGAGCCUGACCAGUCCAACGGGGGCUUCUCCUGCAACCCCACCCCCAAAGUCUCAGCAGCUUCCGCCUCUUUCCGGUCGGACAAGCCGUCCCGGGCCUCCGUCAGGAGUAUCCCCCCCCUGGACCAGCCCUGCUGCAAAGCCCUCUACGACUUCGAGCCCGAGAACGACGGCGAGCUGGGCUUCAAGGAGGGCGACAUCAUCACCCUGACGAACCAGAUCGACGAGAACUGGUACGAGGGGAUGAUCCACGGCCAGUCCGGCUUCUUCCCGCUCAACUACGUGGAAGUGCUGGUCCCGCUACCUCAGUGAACCGGCGCCGAGUGUCCCGAGCUCCAUUCCAGCUCCAGCCCCGCCUCCCCGCCUCGCCUCGGGGCCGGCGCUACCAGGGAACAAACCAGAAGGGUCCCACGGCCCCUUCCCCCCGUGAAGUUGGUUUUUUUUUUUUUUUUUUUCUUUUUUUUUUUUUUUUUUUUGUCCUUCUGGUGCUUGAAGUUCGGUACUUUGUGCGCCCCCAGCCCCGGCCGUGCUGCUGGCACUGCCCUGGCACUGCCCUGUCCCUGUCCCUCCCCACUUCCCGUCUUUCCUUUGGGUCCAGCGCCCGGAUGAGGCAGGUGGCACAGCUGGGAUGUGUCCUGGGCACAGGGAUAGGGAGGUGGCACAGCCCAGGUGUGCCUUGGGCACAGGGAUGGGCAGGUGGGAGAGCUGGGAUGUGUCCUGGACACAGGGAUGAGGAGGUGGCACAGCCCAGGUGUGUCCUGGGCACAGGGAUGAGGAG
Molecule: messenger RNA, 1700 nt
Organism: Onychostruthus taczanowskii (white-rumped snowfinch)
Lineage: Eukaryota; Metazoa; Chordata; Aves; Passeriformes; Passeridae
Gene: SH3GL1
Product: SH3 domain containing GRB2 like 1, endophilin A2
Exons: 10
Coding region: 128-1234 (368 amino acids)
Biological process (GO): synaptic vesicle uncoating
Cellular component (GO): glutamatergic synapse; presynapse; cytoplasm
Molecular function (GO): protein binding
Source: RefSeq, a predicted model, not a curated record